AUGCCUUCAGCCCGGCGCCUGCGGCUGCUCGGCACCGUCGCCGUUGCCGUCUUCCUCACCCUCCUCUUCAUGUCUAGACUACGCCAGGCUGGCGGCCCCGACACCGACUCACUACAGGGCUUUUACCAAAAAACCAAGAGCGCCAUUGACAGGGCGCAAGCGGGGGGACAGGCGGCAUCCAAGCCAGGGGCCGGCGCCAACCCCAAGGGCCAACACCUACAUCUAGACAAGGACGCCGACGGCGACGUCGACGAGGACGACCACAAACUUACCCAGGAGGUUACCGACCGCCUCAAGGCCGCCGAACAGCAGGCUAAGGAGCUCGCGAACUCGAAAGCCCCAAAUAAACCCGACGCCCCUGGCAACGUCAUUGGGGUCGGCAGCUCGGCCGUUGGUCAGGGCAAGAAGAAAAAGACCAAGGAAACUGAGCACGAGGUGGAAGAAGAAACGGGAGAGGAUCACAAAACCGCCGACGAGCUCGAUUCGAUUCUGCGCAAGUCUCCGGUCAUCAUAUUCUCCAAGACUUACUGCCCCUACUCGAAGCGCGCAAAGGGCCUGCUGCUGGAGAAGUACGCCAUCAACCCUGCGCCUUAUGUCGUGGAGCUCGACGAGCACCCGCUCGGUCCACAGAUACAGGCAAGGCUAGGAACCCUCACCGGCCGGAAGACGGUGCCGAACAUCAUGAUCAACGGCAAAAGCAUCGGGGGCAGUGACGACAUUGCUGAGCUGGACCGGGAUAAGUCAUUGGUCACCAAGAUCAAAUCGCUGGGAGGGAAGCGGGUGACCAUGAAGGAGCGAUUUUCUGGCGACAAGGCCUCACCAUAG
Messenger RNA from Gaeumannomyces tritici R3-111a-1, 825 nucleotides. RefSeq names its product glutaredoxin-C4. Bases 1 to 825 code for a protein of 274 amino acids. Gene Ontology annotation, biological process: cellular response to oxidative stress. The record is from RefSeq and is a predicted model, not a curated record. Gene Ontology annotation, cellular component: fungal-type vacuole; Golgi lumen; cytoplasm. Gene Ontology annotation, molecular function: glutathione disulfide oxidoreductase activity. The transcript has 2 exons. NCBI's taxonomy places the organism in Eukaryota, Fungi, Ascomycota, Sordariomycetes, Magnaporthales, Magnaporthaceae.